Molecule: messenger RNA, 1393 nt
Organism: Paramuricea clavata
Lineage: Eukaryota; Metazoa; Cnidaria; Anthozoa; Malacalcyonacea; Plexauridae
Source: the annotation of a GenBank genome assembly
AUGAACGAUCAGCCAAAGGAACAGUUUGCGCGAAACAUAGUUAAAGUGAUUCUAUACAGCAGUGCUAUACUACUAAACAUGUGGCUACUCUUCGUGUUAUGGCGGGAUCCAAUGAAGCGAUUCCGAAAUUCGCCUUCCUUUAUCAUCGCUAAUUUAGCAUUGGUUGAUAUUGUCGCCGCCAUUGGGGGACUUGGAUCGUUCGCCGUCAUUUUCAUGUGUAAUACGUGUGUAGAUAGUCACAAAUUAUUCGGAUGUAUACAAACUGUUGGUCUACAAAAUUCGUUUGUUUUUAUAACGCUGUUGGCUUUCGAUCGCUUCCUUGCAAUAAGCCAUCCAUACAGAUACAACAUGAUUUUUGGUAACAAACGUUGUGGUGCUUUCCUUUGCAUCCUGGGUUGGGCGAUUGGUUUAACUUUGGGUCCUUCCGUACAUUAUCUUGAGUUAAAAGGGUCAAACCAUUCACUUGUUCUUCACAAACUGUAUGUGAUUAAUGUUGCAGUUCUGGCUAUGAUAACAGCUACACUCUAUCCUUUGAACUAUUACAACUAUUUGCGCAAGAAACGGUUUUUGAGUGCAUCGAUACAUCCAGACCAAGCAAUGGAAGAUCUACGAUUAGCUCAAAAAUUGAGUGUGAGUUCAAUGAUUGCAGCUACAGUACUGCUCGCCUAUAUGGCUCCGUAUAUUAUUACCCUUGUAUAUUCUUUGAACAAUUGCAUGAAAUGUCUCACCGAAGAAAGAUUCAGGAAGUUUUGGGUCAACUAUCAAGCUGUAAUUGGCCUUAUACUGCUCAUUAAUCCAAUAAUCUAUGCCUGGAGGCUACCACUGUACAGAAAGUCUUCAAUAGUAGUCGCAAAAGACCUCCUCAAUAUGAUUAAAAGGAGGAGAACAGCCAACCAAUCUUCAGACAACAGUAAUAACACCAGCAGCAGAAUUACAACCAUGCUAACGAGUUCCACAGCAGGAACGAAUGAUGUGAAUGUCUCCAUGAUAUAGUUUUGCCAAACUUUAUCUAUUUUAAUCAUUAUUCUUCUAGAGAAGGAGAGUUAUUUAGUUGAAUCCCAGAAAAGGGUAUUUGUCAAUCAACACCUUUCCACAAAGAGUAAGGGUAACUUUCUGGAAUGGAAUGGCUGCUUUAUAUCAUUAUUUUACAAUCAUGACAAUUUCUUAAUAAUUAUGAAACUAUAAUAUUUCUGGUUAGUCUUCAUGUCAAUUUGAAGAAUAUUGAUGACUUGUUCAGCGUUAAUCAUUUUGUGCUUGUCUUUGCUGCUUAUACUCACAGAUUGUAGCAAAGCUUAAUUAGUUAGCAAAUUAUAGAUUCGGUUCAUUUUUAGGUGCAAACAGCGAGUCAUUUCUCGAUUCCAGAAUGGUAUAUGAACCAAUAAAAAACGUUAAG